CGGCGAGGAGCGGAGGGCAGGCAGGAAGGAUGCUGAAGAGCUGCGGGAGGAAGCUGCUCCUGUCCCUCGUGGGCUCCAUGUUCACCUGCCUGCUGGUGCUCAUGGUGGAGCCGCCGGGCAGGCCGGGGCUGGCCCGGGGGGAGGCCGGCGGGGCGCAGCGGGCGCUGCAGAGCCUGGGGGCGGCGGCGGCCGCGGCUCCUCCGGCGGCGCAGGGGCCGCCCGGGCUGCGCAGCUUCGCCGAUUACUUCGGGCGGCUGAGCCGAGCGCGGCGGGAGCUGCCCCCGGCCCCGCCGAGCCCCCCGCGGCCGCCGGCCGAGGACAUCUCCCCCCGCGAUGUCUUCAUCGCCGUCAAGACCACCAAGAAGUUUCACAAGGCGCGGCUGGAGCUGCUGCUCGACACCUGGAUCUCCCGCAACCGCGACAUGACCUUCAUCUUCACUGACGGGGAGGAUGAGGAGCUGAAGAAGCAAGCACGAAAUGUCAUCAACACCAACUGCUCAGCUGCCCACAGCCGCCAGGCGCUGUCCUGCAAGAUGGCCGUGGAGUACGACAAGUUCAUCGAGUCUGGCAGAAAGUGGUUCUGCCACGUGGACGAUGACAACUACGUGAACGUGCGGAUGCUGGUGAAGCUGCUCUCCAGCUACCCCCACACACAGGACAUCUACAUCGGGAAGCCCAGCCUGGACCGGCCCAUCCAGGCCACGGAGAGGAUCAGUGAGAACAAGAUGCAUCCUGUGCAUUUCUGGUUUGCCACGGGUGGAGCAGGGUUCUGUAUCAGCCGGGGGCUGGCACUGAAGAUGAGCCCUUGGGCCAGUGGGGGUCACUUCAUGAGCACUGCAGAGAAGAUCCGCCUGCCUGACGACUGCACCAUCGGCUACAUCAUCGAGUCUGUGCUGGGCGUGAAGCUCAUCAGGAGCAACCUCUUCCACUCCCACCUGGAGAACCUCCACCAGGUGCCCAAGUCGGAGAUCCACAAACAGGUGACACUGAGCUACGGCAUGUUCGAAAACAAGCGCAACUCCAUCCACAUGAAGGGAGCCUUCUCUGUCGAGGAGGACCCAUCCAGGUUCCGCUCCGUGCACUGCCUGCUGUACCCCGACACGCCGUGGUGCCCCACCAACAUGGUUUACUAGGAGGCGCACGUGCCCUCCAGCCUCGUCCCGCGUUUCCCCGGUAUCCGACGGGCGUGCGGGACCCGCGUGCGGGUGUGUCGCUCCGGCCUCGCCGCCGGGCGGACAGACGGACGGACGGACGGACGUCGUUGCUGUGGUAUUGCACAGUGUGUGUGUACUGAAGGCUGCUGUGCGGCCCCUUGAGCCCUGCCCUGCCUGCCUCGCUGCCUGCUCGGCCGGGAGGGCGCAGAGGGACGGGAAUGAGCACUUACCCACGGGCACCGCGGCUGGCGCGCCCCACGCCAUGCGUGGGCAGCGGCCGCAGCGCGGGGCCCUGCCCCACCCCGGCCUUGCUUCUCCUUGAUGGUUGUUGUUUUUUUUCCCUUUCAAAUGUUAAGGUUUUUUUUUUUGGUGUGUUCUUCCCUUUUUUGCAUCUUCCCCACAACCCGCUCCUGUAACCCCUGACCCAGCCCAUCCUCUCUCCCAGUCCCAAAAUCUCAGCAGCGAAGCUCUGGCUCCCAGUUUGGAUGAGGAGGUCCCUGUGAGGUUCUACAGGCAGAGGUGGGCAGGGGAAGCCGCUGGCCAUGGCAGUGGCUCCUCCAGGGUCCUGCAAAGCUGCUGGGUGCUCCACAGCCUCACUGGAGGGAGACAGUGGGGUGGCUGGGAGAUGGUGUUGGUGUUAACUCCAUUUCCCAGAGCUCCCCCCACACGGGUGAAGUGUUGCUGGCAGCAUUGGUGGGUGAAAUAUUUAGAGACUGGUGUAAAAACUUUCUAUAAAUUGGGCAUGGGAGGAAGGAUUUUCCAGAGCUGCCACAGUGGGGUGGGCGCUGUGUUUGUCCCGGGUCUCCCUCCAGUGCUGCUCGGGCAGCCCUGCAGCUCUGCAAGGAACACCUCGAGGUCUGCCCAGGCUGUGUGGGUGUCCCCUGUGGGGCCAGAGCAUCCUCCAGCCUUGCCCUGGCUGUGGGUGCUGCCCAGGCAGCGCCUCCCAACCCUCCCAUUGUGCUCUCCCUCUUGGAGAGGGAUUUAUCCAGGGAGGGAGAGGGACCCUGCAUCACCCAAGAGCUGCCCUGCCUGCCAACAUCAGCCCUCUCUGCCCCCCUCUGGGCUGAGCCAGAGCUGAACAUUUCCACCUUGAAGCUGAGUGAAAAUAGCCCAUAAUGGGUGUGUUGUAAAUAUGUUAUUGAGCCAGUAUUUUUUUUACUGUGCCUUUUUUUUUUAAGAAAAAAAAAAAAAAACACAUUGAGAAAUAUGUAGAUUUUAAAUGCUUUUUAUACAUUUUCUGUGGAUCAGAAAAAGAAAAAUCCCCGACCUUUGAUAAUCUGUUUAAGAAAGAAAAAAAAAAUUUUUUUUGCGAUGUCUUGUAACUAUCACUUACCUUAAUUUAUAUGUUCCAGUAUCUGGAAUGUCACUCUGUGCUUUCUGUACCUAGGAUGUGUUUAAGGCAAUAGCUGUGGGGAGGGGAACCAGCAUGGACAGUGUGUUCUCAGGGACCUGAACCCGAUUGCUGCCACGGGGUUCCCGUGGGAGCGGUCACCAAUAAAGUGGCUUUUUUUGCUGACCACAGUCA
This is a messenger RNA of Melospiza melodia melodia, 2679 nucleotides long. RefSeq names its product LFNG O-fucosylpeptide 3-beta-N-acetylglucosaminyltransferase (gene LFNG). Gene Ontology annotation, cellular component: Golgi membrane. Lineage: Eukaryota; Metazoa; Chordata; Aves; Passeriformes; Passerellidae. The record is from RefSeq and is a predicted model, not a curated record. The transcript has 8 exons. Gene Ontology annotation, molecular function: O-fucosylpeptide 3-beta-N-acetylglucosaminyltransferase activity. Gene Ontology annotation, biological process: pattern specification process; regulation of Notch signaling pathway. The coding region runs from base 30 to 1133 and encodes 367 amino acids.